Molecule: messenger RNA, 3108 nt
Organism: Lolium rigidum
Lineage: Eukaryota; Viridiplantae; Streptophyta; Magnoliopsida; Poales; Poaceae
Product: putative pentatricopeptide repeat-containing protein At5g59900
Exons: 3
Coding region: 1-2721 (906 amino acids)
Molecular function (GO): protein binding
Source: RefSeq, a predicted model, not a curated record
AUGCCUCCUCUACCACGCCGGAACAUCGCCGGCGAUGCCAACCCCACGCCCACCACCUCCCAUUCCGGCAUGGUCAAGCUCCUAGCCGACAUCCUGCACCACACCCCGCCCUCCACCUGGCCGCCCGCGCUCGCGUCGCCGGCGCUCCGCAGCCGCCUCGCCCCCGCCCACGUCUCCUCGCUCCUCCUCCUCCCGGCAUCGCUCUCCCGCCCGGACCUCUCCCGCCGCUUCCUCCUCCUCCUGCCUCCCCACCUCGUCUCCUCGCUCUGCCUCUCCCUCCUCGCGCUCACAUUCGUCUCCGCCUCGCCGUCCUCCCCGCCGCCCUCCCCACACGCCGCCUCCCUCCUGCUCUCCCUCGCGUCCUCCUCCCCUUCCGCGUCCUCCUCCUUCUCUUCCCUCUCCCACGCCUCCUCGCUCUCCCCAUUCCCACCUGCCACCACCGCCGCCGCUGCCACGCUUCUCGCCUCCUCGUACCUCCGCCUCCGCCGCGCCCGCGACGCAGCCGCCGUCCUUCACCUCUCCCUAUCCGCCGGAAUCACUCCGAACCAAUACACGGUUUCCCAGAUUCUGCUCUCUCUUGUCAAGAUUCGUCAGUUCACCCUUGCCCGUGCUGUGUUCGAUGAAAUGCUCCAGUCUGGUGUUCGUCUGGACGAGUAUCUUUACACGGCUGGGAUUCGGGCCUACUGCGAGGCCCGUAAUAUCGAUGGCGCGAAGGGGCUUGUGGCUAGGAUGCAGGACGAGGGGGUCAAGGUCAGCGUGGUGCCGUACAAUGUGUUGAUGUAUGGUUUGUGCAAGAAUCAGCGUGUUCAGGAGGCGGUGGAGGUAAAAAAUAGCAUGGUGGCGAGAGGAGUUGCAGCUGAUGAAGUGACUUACCGGACGCUAGUGUAUGGGUUUUGUCGGACGGAGUCGCUGGAAAUGGCAUUGAGAAUGACAUAUGACAUGGCCAGGCUAGGCUUUGUCCCAUCAGAGGCCAACUGCUCAUUUAUGCUUGAUGGGCUACGAAAGAGGGGGAAGGUUGAAGAGGCUUUCAGGUUAGCUUGUCGGUUGGGCGAGUUGGGCAUGGUGCCGAACAUAUUUGCAUACAAUGCAUUGCUUGAUAGUCUGUGCAAGAAUGGUAUGUUUGGUGAGGCAGAUAAGCUUUUCAAUGAGAUGGUAGACAAGGGUCUUGAGCCAAAUGAGGUGACCUAUUCAAUAUUGAUACAUUCAUUUUGCAAAAGGGGGAUGAUGGAUGAUGCACUUGAUAUGUUUGAUAGGAUGAGGGAGAAGGGUGUCAGAGUGACGGUUUAUCCUUACAAUUCCUUAAUUAACGGUUGCUGCAAACAGGAUGAUUUAGACAGGGCAAUGAGCUUUCUGAGCGAGAUGGUUGAUAUGGGAGUGACACCGAAUGCAGCUUCAUAUUGUCCACUCAUAGCUGGUUUCUGUAGAAAAGGGGAUCUGUCCAGUGCUGUGGAACUCCACAGGGAGAUGGCUGAGAAGGGUGUUGCAUGGAAUACUUAUACGUUCACAGCACUUAUCAAUGGCUUCUGCAAGGCUAAAAAGAUGGAUGAAGCUUCUCGGUUGUUUGAUAAGAUGAUUGACAGAAACCUAGUACCAAAUGAAGCAACUUUUAAUGUCAUGAUAGAAGGGUAUUGCCUGGUAGGUAAUAUAAGAGAGGCAUUCCAGUUAUAUGAUCAGAUGGUGGAUAGGGGCCUUAAACCUGACAAUUACACCUAUAGGUCAUUGAUAAGUGGAAUAUGCCUGACCAGUGGAGUGUCGAAAGCGAACGAGUUUGCUGCUGAUAUAGAAAAGAACUGUUCUUUGCUAAACAAAUUUAGCCUAGCCGCACUUAUGCAUGGAUUCUGUAGAGAAGGAAGAUGGACCGAAGCAUAUGGUGUUCGGAAUGAGAUGGCAAUGCGGGGAGUCAAACUUGAUCUUGUCAGCUUUACCAUUAUUGUAUAUGCAGCUUUGGAACAGCAUGAUGCGGAAAAAUCCUGUAUGUUACUGAGGGAAAUGAAACAAAAUAGUGUCAGGCCAGACAAUGUGUUCCAUACAUGCAUGAUUAACAUGCAUUCAAAAGCUGGAAACAUGGUUGAAGCAUUAAAUUGUUGGGACAAGAUGAUUGCUGAUGGCUGCUUUCCAAAUACCGUCACGUAUACGGUUUUAGUAAAUAAUCUCUGCAAGUCAGGGCAUUUGAGCAGCGCAGAGCUCCUUUGUAAAGAAAUGUUAGCCAGCCACUUCCUUCCUAACAGUUACACUUAUAAUUGUUUUCUUGAUUAUUUUACAACUCAAGGGGACCUGGAGACAGCUAAACAUCUCUAUCUUGCCAUGCUUCGAGGCUCUCUUGCUAACAUAGUGACAGUUAACACAUUGAUCAAGGGGUUCUGUAAGGUCGGGCAGAUUCAAGAAGCAAUUGACCUUAUUCGUAAGAGUACUGAAAAUGGUUUUUUUCCUGAUUGCAUCAGCUAUUCUACAGUAAUACAUGAACUCUGCAAGAAGGGUGAUACAAAUAAAGCGUUUGAGCUUUGGAAUGAAAUGCUGUACAAGGGAUUAAAGCCUGAUAUUGUAGCAUACAAUAUUUUGAUACGGUGGUGCAAUGUCCAUGAUGAAAUUGAUAAGGGUUUAGAAAUAUACAAUGAUAUGAUUAAGAAAGGGGUGCAACCGAACUGGCACACAUAUAGAGCUCUUCUCUUGGGAACUUCUGUGAUGACCAGCAAGCAAGAUGAUAUACUGCUGAUAACCUGAUGUUUAGGGUCACCCUUUUAAUGGUCUUAAUCAAGUAGUCUGACUCAUCACACUGAGGAGCUCCCUGAGCAGUUGCUGCAUGACAGAUCUGGGGCUGCCAGAAUAUACAACUGCUUCUUUCAGUGAUACGGCGAUGCCUGAGGUUUUGGGCAUAUCAGCGAAAUGGACAAAAAUAUUGAUGGUUGGAGUGGUUGAUGAAUCUGAAUCCGUCGAAAGCUAAGCUCGGUGACCAUAACAUGGUCCUGCAGUCAUCUGUGUGGUACACCUUAUCCGCCUUUUUUGAAGGAACAUGAUGUCCGUGAAUCGUGGUCUGUACGGCAUGACUGCCAUUCCUGAUGGAGUGACGGUGUGCUCGUCUGUCUAGAUGCCAGUUGUGCUGGUUUCCAC